Trichobilharzia szidati is the source of this 733-nucleotide messenger RNA. The record is from the annotation of a GenBank genome assembly. NCBI's taxonomy places the organism in Eukaryota, Metazoa, Platyhelminthes, Trematoda, Strigeidida, Schistosomatidae.
UACUCAUUUCACUGAGAAGAACUUCAAUGAUUGGCUUAAACACAUAGGUUGUCGUCAUCUGUACACAGCACCACGUCAUCCUCAGUCUAACGGUUUGGCAGAAAAUUUCGUACGAACGUUAUAGAGUGCCAUAGCAUCAAUGAGUCCUAAGAAUUUUGAUGAGCUAGAGAGAUGUGUAGAUAACUUCCUACUUCAAUAUCGCAAUGUGGAGUAUACAAGUACCCAUGAAAUUCCUGCUAAACUAUUCAAAUCUCGAAUUCUCAGAAAGCACCUAAUGUCCACGACUUCUGAUGUACAUUAUUACAGAGGGAAUGACUAUAGACCUUCUGUUGGAAUCAUACUACAAAAACUGGGAAAUCGAAUGGUGAAAAUAUUAGACAUCGAAGAUCAUUCAAUUCAUAACAGACACCUGGACCAAGUGAAAAUAAAUGAAGUAGGUCGUCCUGAUUAUAAUUUUAAUGAUUCCGUUACUAAUCCUGAUUUUGUAGAUAAUUCAGAAAUAAGUCCAGAUGAUAUUGAUGAAAAUAAUAUCACAGAAUCAGUUAGAAGAUCCCAGAGACUUGCAAGCAAACCGAGACCUCAUUAUAGAUACGCAAGGAGACAUUCGACAUGUGGCGGAUUUGGUGAUUGACAAUUUCUAUCUCUGUAAUGUUUAAAGGAUUGCUGUUGUUUGUUAACAUAUUUAUUAUAUGAUUUGAAUAAUAAUUCCGCCAAAUACAAAUUCCUAAAUCCA